AAACUGUUCUUUCAAAUGUUCCAUAAUCAACGCUAAUGCGUUCAUGUCGACAAGAGGGUAAUAUCAUGGAAAUCGGUUAUACUUUAGUUUCAAUGCACAUGAAUUAAUUGCCUUUGCCGAGAGCGUGGCCCCUUCCAACAUGGCCGCCACGUCAGUGCAUCGCUUCGCCGCUCCCGGGGUUUAGGGUGCUGGCCCUUUAAGAGAACAGGUGUAUCGGUGACAGGGAGGAGGGACGAACAACCCGGAAGUUGACAUCACUAUCCCAACAUCCCGAAACUCAGCAUGACUUUAAUCACGUAUCAAAAUGCCCGGGAAGAUAGCAUGCGCCGCGGGCAUUUUUGCUGAUGAAAAAGUCCACUUUGUCCACGGGGCGUCCUGACUGGCGACAUGAGACUACUUGUGGCCUACUUGGUUGGGCUCUCACUGGCAGUCCCGGUGCGCGCGCAGGACCAGAUCCAGAUCCAAUUCCAGACCGACCCCGUCCUGGUGCUUAGCGGGGGCGAAAUCCAGUUCACGGUGCUGACCGUGCCGGACGUGCUGUCCAUGACGUGGCUUUACGAGGGCGUGACGCUGGGCCUGUUCGUCGGCGGCUCCCCUGAAAUCAACGACGUGGCGCAGUUCCGCGGCCGCGUCGCCAUCACGGCCACGCAGCUGCGCAUCGCAAGCGCCCGGCUGGGGGACGCCGGCACGUACACGGUGGAGGUGGUCCCGCUCGCCUCCACGGGCCUGACGCCAAACUCCAGAUCGGUCCCACUCAGGGUUUUUGACGCCGUGUCCGGGGUGGCGCUCUCCGUGCCUUCGGUGGCGACGGAAGGAGGGAACAUCACGCUGACGUGCACCUCGGGUGGCACCGAGCUCACCUUCCAGUGGGGUAAGGACGGCGCGGCCAUCGCGGAAGACGGCAGGAUCGCCAUCGCCGGCGGAUCGCUGGUCAUCAACCCGGGCCAGCGCGGCGACGCCGGAGAUUACACGUGCACCGUCAGCAACCCAGUCAGCGCGCUCGCCGCCACGCGGCGUCUCACCGUCUUCUGUGGGUUUUUAUGACUUGAUUUGUGUUUCAUUGCAACUUUU
Molecule: messenger RNA, 1071 nt
Organism: Hippocampus comes (tiger tail seahorse)
Lineage: Eukaryota; Metazoa; Chordata; Actinopteri; Syngnathiformes; Syngnathidae
Product: carcinoembryonic antigen-related cell adhesion molecule 21-like
Exons: 4
Coding region: 388-1044 (218 amino acids)
Source: RefSeq, a predicted model, not a curated record